CUGACAGCUGUUCAGAAUACACUUUUUCUUGCCCCGAAUUACACAUAUAAAAGACAAGUGUUAACCACGAAAUAAGCAAUGCAAAGUAAAAUUUCAAGAGAAAAAUGAAUUCGUUUUAUCUUACUUGUUUCAUCGUCGUGUUGGGGAUUUCCAUGGUAUCCUGUCAACAAGAAUGUGGCCGAAAAACAUGUAAAGAAAAUCAAUGCUGUGUUCAAAUGGGAAGGUUAAAUAUCUGCAGACCCUAUCAAAAGCUAAAUCGCUUGUGUGGAUUAAACCUUUUAUGUGACUGUGAACAAGGGCUUGAAUGCGUAAAUGAGGGAUUUUUUUCACGAUGCAAACGGCCAACAAGCACGACAGAAGGAACCACUGCUGAAACUACCGUUUCAACGGAAGAGACCACUGAAGUUCCACCUGAAGUGACCAGCGAAACCGUUUCAACUGAAGAAGUUACCACAACUACAGAAAUCUAAUGGAAGCCAUAUUUUAAAAUGUAAUAUUAUUUUAGUUCUUGAAUAAUAAAGCAUCUUCUUUCA
This is a messenger RNA of Stegodyphus dumicola, 533 nucleotides long. RefSeq lists its product as uncharacterized. Lineage: Eukaryota; Metazoa; Arthropoda; Arachnida; Araneae; Eresidae. The record is from RefSeq and is a predicted model, not a curated record.